AUGCAUCAACACCCUCGUCCGCCUCCUCUCACAGCAUCCCCCGCCGCCUCUGAGCAAACAAACCCUAGCCGCACCAACAACCCAAGAGAUCGAGACGUCCAGGCUCUCCGAACAAACUCUCCUCUCACCCAAGGCUCCGGUUCGUCCGAGGACUUUGCUUCUGCCCGUCAAGAUCAACCUGCGGACAACCCCGGCGUCCAAAUGCAGAGGCUCAAUCAGGUCAUCCAGAACUUCCAUACCAAGUCCGCCUUGAUUAUCCUGCAGUCUCGAGUCGAAUUGGCACCGGCCUACUCUCAGAAGACGAACGAUAAGAGAGUGAAUCGGUGGUUCAACAUUGACAUUGAGGAGACGGAUGAGUACAAAGAUGACAUCAAGAGGUGGAAGACAUGCGAUGUCGACUCCAACAGGCCUCCUCCGUUGGUCAUUGAGCUUUUCCUGAGCACCGAGUCUUUGCAACAAGGCCAGCGACUGGUCAUUGUGGACGAAGACGGCAAGAGAUGGGAUGUCAUGAAUACCUUGAUGUCAGCCCAUAGUGCUUUGCGCGGGAACCAGCGUCGAAUGGCGGACAUGGAUGAAGUCAUCCUCGAGCGGUGGACUAUAGAGCUCGGUGAACCGACAGCUCCCAUCCCUGCAGAUCUCGCUAUGGUGCUGCCACUGGUUUACAAAAAGAGCAUUGUUUUCUUCAGAUCUCUCUACACCUACAGCAAUUUCCUGCCAGCUUGGAAAUUGUCAAGGAAGAUUGGCAAAGGACGCUCACAUAUGGCGAUGAAGCUGGGCUAUAGAUUGGUCGACGGCUCUCACAUGCGGAGCUUGUCUCGCUCCGACAACCUGGGCACGCGACUCUUCGACAGCAACUCGGGCGUCUUGUUGUCCUACGAUUUUGGUAUAACAGAUUCACCUGCUGGUCCUUUUUCUGUCAAGGUUGAUUACCGCCAGAACUGUGAUUUUCGGAUAGACGACUCCGAGGAGUUGCUGAGCUCUCGGUUCUUGGGCGCUGAUGACGAGCUAUUUCGGCCUUCAUUACCCAGUGAGAAGACGCCCAGGACAGAAAUUGGAUCUUUGCCUGCAGAUCGACGACAGAGGCUACUGGAACAAGCAGAGCUGGGUCAUGCAUAUGGGAGUCUGACGAGCUUCCACCAAGCAGGUAUUGCUACCGGAACCGAUCCAAUUUCUGCUUUGCGAAACGCUCAAGACUUCAAUGCAAGCUCUCCUCCUGCUCCUGAACCAGCAAGGGCAGCUGUGCCCUCGCAAGCAGCAGGCCAAACCUCGCGCAAUUCUCUCAGAAAUGCAGCAUACAACCGGCGAAGUUCAACUUCGUUCUCCGUCCAGCCUUUCAAGACACCCACUUUGUCAGCAUCUCCACUGGGCGUUUCUCCUUUGGCCAGUUCGCCAAGAACGCAUUCUGCACGAGUUCCCGUCCUGGGCUCCUUGACGGAAGAGGGUAUUCCUUCCUCCACAGCGGCCCCUGUUACUCUGGCCGGGCGACGAGCUGGAUCUCUUGCCUCGGACAACGCCAUCGCCUCUUCCACCUCAAGUUCUCCAAAACCCGCUCCUGUCACGAGAUAUAGUAGUAGUUUUAGCCACAGACGAGCUCGGCUUUCCUCGGGAGGAACAACUGUACGAACAGAUGAAGAUCAGACGAGCAGUGGAAGAGGAAGUGCCACCUCGUCUGCUCAGCCUGGUUCGGGGCUGAUGACAGAGGGACCCACAGCAGGUGGCAGCUCGGGUUCAAUGGGAGAUGACGACGGAGAGAAUAUCUCGAGUUUCUUGAAGAUGCUGGAACAGCAAAAGGACCUUCUCACUCCCACAACCACGACGGCUGCCGAAGCAAACACGAGGAGAACUGCCGCUGCCCUUAAUCGAUAUCACAGAAUGCGAGAUUCCAAUGCUGCUUUGUCGGAUUCUAUGACGUCGUCGUUGAUGUUGCAGAGAUCGUCGGCAUCGUCCAGUCGUCAAUUGUCUGGAGUUCCUCCUAUGGUAGCGGGCACCUCUAUGUCCACCUCGUCCUCUCCGGGAAAGCCAAUCUCACCUCACACACCGCACACUCCCUUUGCUCCGUCUCGACUUAGCGCUGCUUACAGCCAUGAUGACGCUGACGAGCCGCACCGUCUGGCUCCCGAAGAGCCACCAUCACCGUCCGAAGCUACAACAGAGGAGACUGCACACGCUCAGUCAACCUCCAAUGUUCCUGCCAUCGAUAUUCCCAGCUCCCCUAGGCCUUUUUCGUCAUACCAACGUUCAAGCUCUGCUCAGCGCAGGCCAUUGAGCUCAGACGAAGACAUUGGUGAUCUGUAUGGGAUGCGAAGUGCCAGCAUGGGAGCUGAUCGUCGGGGUCACCGCCGGGAAUCUGCUCAAGAUCAUGCCAAUGGGGCUGUCGCAGAUGGACAGAUACCAAUCCAGCCACCGUCCAUCGGGUCACCUCGACAAUCGUCCCAAGUCCAUCGCCAUUCGGGUCUGGCGACAGCCCUUACGAACGAUGACGGCGCUUCCGAUAAUUCUGGCUCGGGUCGAUCCACUGCCUACCGCAAUCAGGUUACAGCCGCCAGAAACGGCAUUGGACGACGAGCCACACCACCUACAGGAUCAACAUCAAGCAUGGGCGGAACUCGAGGCAGUAUUGAUCCCGGGGGCAGCAGUGGCAGCGUCCCAUGGCGAGGAAGAAACAGUGGGAGUCGACCCGAGAACCGAUUCGACGAUGACGAUCUUCUACCUUUCGCAAUGGAAAAGAGCGAUUUUAACACAGCCGGGAGAGCAGGUGAUGGAAGUUGCCGAGAAUAG
Messenger RNA from Fonsecaea nubica, 2778 nucleotides. RefSeq lists its product as hypothetical. The transcript has a single exon. Gene Ontology annotation, cellular component: phagophore assembly site; cytosol; extrinsic component of membrane. The record is from RefSeq and is a predicted model, not a curated record. NCBI's taxonomy places the organism in Eukaryota, Fungi, Ascomycota, Eurotiomycetes, Chaetothyriales, Herpotrichiellaceae. Bases 1 to 2778 code for a protein of 925 amino acids. Gene Ontology annotation, biological process: autophagosome assembly; piecemeal microautophagy of the nucleus; protein localization to phagophore assembly site.